AUGAAGCACAAGAGCGAGGUGGCCGCGAGGCUUAGCGAGUUCAAGGCUUUCUAUGAGAAUCAAUGGGGCAAGCACUUGAAGUGUAUACGGUUGGAUAACGGGACGGAGUUUGUCAACAAGAAGAUUGCCCAUAUAUGCGCCCGUAAUGGUAUCAUGCACCAGCGGACAGUACCAUAUAGUCCGCAACAGAACGGCGUUGCGGAACGCAUGAAUCGCACUAUCAUGGAGAAGGCAAGGAGCAUGCUGUACUACAAGGGUAUCGACAUGCAGUGGUGGGCAGAGGCGGUCAGUACGGCUGUGUACUUGAUCAACAGAUCCACAAACUCUGCAAAUUCGGACGUAACACCGUUCGAGGUUGGUUUCAAGAUGAAGCCGAGUAUUGAGCAUUUGCGUGUGUUUGGAUCGCAAGGGUAUGCUCACAUUGACGACGCCAAGAGGACGAAGCUCGAACCAAAGAGUUACCGGUGUAUGUUCCUCGGAUAUGCGGAGAACACCAAGGGAUACAGGGUGUUCAAUCUGGAAAGGUCGAAGGUUGUCAUAUCGCGCUCCGUAAAGCUGGACGAGCGGGAAGUUGAAGGCAUAUACGACACGGUGGUACCAGAUAAAGUACCAGUCGUCAAGUAUAUUAGGGACACUGAUGAAGCAGUGAUUCCGGUGGUUUGUCCGUAUGAUGGAGACGAGACGAUGAAAGAUGUCGAAGAAAGCGCUCCUGAUGUCGAGAUGGACGAGACAGAAUCGGCUCCAUUCGAAACAGGUAUCAUCAUACCUCAAGUACUCGAUCCAGAAACUCAAGAACCAAGAGGCGAUGAGAUAACGGGAUAUCAAGCUCCGAGACAAGCUUUUCAGGAGGACAGGUUGGUAUUUCAGCCGGAGAUAAAUCGGACAAGACGCUCACGAGACAGAAUGCUGCUGCUUGAGAAUGGGAAUAGCAGUGAAGACACGUCAGAAGGUAGCGAUGGACCACCUUCUCCAAAGCGUGCAAGAAUUGAUGACGAAGGUCUCAUUGCAGAGGCUGUAUUAGCCUAUGCUGCAAGCGUUGGCGAGGCGGACGACGCUCCAUCAACAUACAGCCAAGCGUUAAAAGGCGAAGACAACAGCAAGUGGAUUCAAGCGAUGCAAGCGGAGCUCAAGGCGCACGCCGAUAACGGGUCCUGGACACUGGUACCAAAACGGCAAGACAUUCGACCAAUCGGGUGCAGAUGGAUAUUCGCUAAGAAGCGAAACGAACACGGACAAGUGGUGCGCUACAAAGCUCGACUCGUCGCAAAGGGGUUCAAGCAGAAAUUCGGUGUCGACUUCUUCGAGACUGAUCUCAAGGAAGAGGUGUACAUGGAAGUGCCAAAUGGCAUAGAUAAUGCGGAGAAGAUGAUGUGCAAGUUGGACAAGGCAAUCUACGGUCUCAAGCAGGCUGCAAGUGCGUGGAACAAGACAAUCCAUGCUGUUUUCUUACAGAUCGGAUUUCGUAGCAGCGGAGCAGAUCAGUGUAUCUACGUCAAGCAUCAAGAUGACAACUAUGUCUAUGUUUGUCUCUACGUCGACGACAUGAUCAUCGCCGCCAAGACCAGCAGGGAGAUUCAAGAGGUCAAGACAGCACUCAAGAGCUCAUUUCGUAUGAAGGGGCUAGGCAAGGCUAAAUUUAUUCUUGGCGUGGAGAUUGAUCAUGACCACAACUGCAGUAAGCUGAUGAUUCGACAGACUCGAUACAUCGAUGAUGUGGCCAGCCGUUUUAAUCAAGAGGACGCAAAGACAGUGGUCAACCCAUGCGAGUCCGGCCUGAAGCUGUCAAAGAAGCAAUCCCCAACGACGGAUGUCGAUAGAGCAGAAAUGCAGUCAAAGCCGUACAGGUCACUGAUCGGAUGUUUGCUAUACAUCACGACAUGUACGCGCCCAGAUGUGAUGUAUGUCAUCACGCAGUUAUCAAGGUUUUUGGAGAAUCCAGGUCAGCAACAUUGGAAGGCAGCCAUUCGUGUUCUUCGGUAUCUCAAGACGACAAGAGACUACGGGAUAAUCUACGACGGCAGCGCUAGCGAAGUAACAGCUACAGCGUAUACGGACGCGGACUGGGGUAGCAACAUCGAUGAUCGACGCUCCGUGUCAGGGAUAAUGGUGAUCAUCGGUGGCGCACCAGCCAUAUGCAAGUCCAAGUAUCAACGCACGGUGGCUCUAAGCUCUGCUGAGGCAGAGUACAUGGCUUUAAGCCUGUGUACACAGGAAGUGUUAUGGGUUCGUGCGCUGCUUAAGGAUCUAGGUCACGAGCAAGUGGGAGCAACGUGGGUCUGGGAAGACAAUCAAGGAGCAAUUGGGCUUGCCAGCAAUGCCGGCUACAAUGCCAGAACCAAGCACGUUGACAUUCGUCACCACUUCAUCCGGGAGAAUGUGGCCCACGAUACCAUCGUGGUCAAGUACAUCUCCACCAUGGACAAAUUGGCCGACAUGCUAACGAAGGCUCUGGGGACCAAGCGACUGAACUAUUUGAUACAAGCAAGCUGCAUUGGACCCAAGGGCAUUUAG
This is a messenger RNA of Peronospora matthiolae, 2511 nucleotides long. The record is from the annotation of a GenBank genome assembly. NCBI's taxonomy places the organism in Eukaryota, Oomycota, Peronosporomycetes, Peronosporales, Peronosporaceae.